Messenger RNA from Rotaria sp. Silwood2, 424 nucleotides. The record is from the annotation of a GenBank genome assembly. Lineage: Eukaryota; Metazoa; Rotifera; Eurotatoria; Philodinida; Philodinidae.
CAUAGAGGUAAUAUAUAUAAAUCUUUUUUUCAAAUUAAUAUUUUAUUUUUCAGGCUGUUUUUUUCACUAUGGACAAUGUAUAUGGCGUCAUAUACAAGAGAAUGGUUUAUCAACAAAAUAUGAUGAUGAUGAUAAUUUUAGAUUAAAUGUUAGAAAAUUAUUAUCAUUACCUUUUGUUCCAGCUUCAGAAGUGAUCGAAACGUUUGAAUUAAUUGCUGAUGAAUUCGAUGAUGAAGCUGACACUCUUGUUGAAUAUUAUGAAAAGACAUGGAUCGGGGAGAAGAAGAAACAAGGAGCUGGAAGAAAAAAACCAAAAUUUAAUAAUGAAUUAUGGCAUGUAUAUGAGCGUGUCAUUAAUGAUCUGCCAAGAUCAAAUAAUUCGGUAAUUAACGCGAAUAAAUCCCGAAAAAAUCAUCGAAAAUAA